AUGUCAUUUGCUCAUAAAGUUGUUCUUUGGGUGAUGCAACGGCGGGGUUACCUUGUAAGGCUGAACAAAAGGCAGACUUUUUUUCACACUUUAUUGUUUUGUGGUAAAGCCGACUUCCGUUCAGCAAAUUUAACCUCCGAGAUAACUUUUUUUAAUGAGAUUGUGAGGGUAGCCUCUAGUACGAACGCCUGGGAGUCAACGGAGUAGUUUGUUCUAAAACUGUAAAGUCUUCACCUUUCACGAUACCUUUCUAAUCUUUUCUGAAGCUAAGUCAAGCGCGAAAUUUCUCAAGGUCCAAAGCGCAGUUCCCAGAUCUGGAAGUCUGCUGUGAUUGGUCUACGUCUUUUUCCGCUCAAAUCAGUAGACGUUAGUGGGGCAGAGACGAACCCCUAAGAACGUCUGCGGGGGAGGCUAGUUGAAGGUCGUCCUCAUGUAAAUCCGUAAAGCUUUUGUAAUAGUUUUUGCGAGAAAUUAUCAGUACUUUGACAAAGGAAGCUAGCUACCUUUUUAAGUAGUUGUUCCAUUAGUUUUCUUUCAACAACAGUACUUACAAUGCAUAUUACCUAACUUAUUCUCAAUACGUAAUAUCAUUUUGCUUAUCGGUGGAUUCACAAAUCUUUUCGUUUAGGAAACUCAGCUUUAUUUUUAUUCUUUAUAAUUUUUUUUCGCCUUUUUUUUCUUUUGUUUAGACACUGUUAGACGAGAAGCAGAUAUCGUGGAUAACCAAAAAUGAAAAGUUCACAAGAAAAUUCUGUAACAGCUUACUAAUUCAGCUGAAAGAGAAACAUCUUAAUCCAGUCCGUCGACGACUUGAGCGGAAUGAAGCGGCCAAAAUAUCUUUCCAUCAAAUCAUUGGUGGAUACAAUCAGAUCCAGGAGGAUUACCACAACUCUGCUAAAGGUGCCAAAGAUGUUAUUACCGCAGUUUUCACAGAGUGUUGCCCGGUAAGAUUAAACGUUGAAAUUAGUCCAUUUCUUUCGAAUUGAAUAAUGACCCCCAUCUGCUGAGUUAGAUUGGUUUGUCGGAGUUAAAACUGAAAUAGACAUCGAUCCCCUCCUAGUCGCAAAUGAAGACGUUUGAUUAAACUUCUAGGCUGCUAUUUCUUUCAGUGAACUAAUGUUCUGUUUGUUUGGUUGCAGGCUCUUUUGAAAGAACUGGAGCAAUCCUUAGUGGCCAAGGCUUUACAAGAACAGGAGAACCAAAGGCUUGAGGUUAAAAUUUUUUCUCACCCUGCUUUUUGGCUUUAGAUAACUUGAAUAAGCAAGAGUAAGCUUUAGGCCUCGUCAAACAUUUUUCCUUUUCAGUCGGGUAAACGCAUACAAAAACAUCCCUUCUAAACGACAAUCCUGGACAAAAGUCUGGGGACACUUUGCAUUUCUGGGGCGUUUUCCAAGUCACACAUGUUCAACUCCUCCCCUCACCCCACUGACAAUGUUGGACUCGUGUAUCCAGAUUUUUUUUCCGAGUUUCAACUUUGUAUAGGGUAGGGGGAGGGAGACUGCAAGAAAAUUUCGAAAAGGGUGCACUGUUUAUGAGGGAACCGAGAAAUGAUAGAGAAAUAUGGAUAUUGCAUUACUGUCCCAAGGACAGGACAUGAUGAUUUUGCAAUUUUUAUUUGUUUGAGCUUAAACUUUACACAGGAUGACAGAACUCGGUAUUUCUAACGAUAGUUUGUUUUUAGAUUUUUAUUUUAUCUGUUUUUGGCGGGAAAAUGACGUUAUAGGAAUAACAGAAAAAAUUGAUUUUCGACUUCUGAGGUAAAAAGUAAGCACUUUAAAUCCUACGCCAGUAACCCAGCCGUCUAAUAUAUUUGAAUAACGCUCACAGGCUAUGAUAUAUGGCUGACGACUUUAAUAGUCGGGUACACAGGGGAACUAAAAUGUUACACCCACGGGCUUUUUUCUGUGAUUUUUGGCAACAAAGCUAUUCUUACUAACUCGAUUACGCUGAUUUCGAAAAUCGUUGUUGCUAAUCUCAAUUCAUGUGUUAAGAUGAUAUAUUGGGGCGUUUCAUUAUGACGCCAUUGUCCAAAAAAGGAGUUUUAUUUCUUUUAACAAUUUUAGGUUUACUAUAACCAGAGACGCUUUGAACUUGUGAUCAGUGUACUAUAAAGAUUAUAACGAAAAUUUCUGGCAGUUUUCAAGCUGUGUCUACUAAUUUUAAACCGUCACUUAUUAACAACUGACCACGCCCUUUGAUAUAGUUACUUUUUGAAAACGAAUGUAAUACUUGUAUAAAGCUGCAAGUAAAAACAUGCAACCCUUUCAACAUCGUCCAUAACACGAGUUCUUAGCAAUUGUAAAACCUCUCUGUUCCUGUACCAAGCACUUUGAGGUAAAAACGUUUAACAGCUAAUUCAAAGGUGAAAACUGAGCUGAAAAGACAACGGGUGCCCAGGAGUGGCUAAUUAUGACUGGAAAAAAGUUAAACGGCACUCCACGUGAGAUCUCCUCUCCCUGUAACAGAGAUACUGCCGAACCGAGCCAGCGGUGCACGAAUACUGACCUAUAUCACGAAGACUUCCUGUGCGCCCAGCAGAUUGGUUCCAUCUUACAACUUGGGUUCUCAUAUUGGUGCGUAGACAUUGUCGUAUAACAUACAACACGAUGACCGCUUUAUCCAAAGAGACAGCUCCCGGGAGAGACAAAGUCAAGAUAAUUAAGCUGAAAUGCAUUACACUACAAAAAUUUGGGAUGUUCUUUACUUAGAUAAAAGUUCCUACCUGCGACUUCGGAAAUUGAGCAGUCUCUUGUCCAAGUUGUUAUAAGGGACAGACUCAGGUUGAAACGUUUGUGCAAUGUAAUGGAGGCUACUUUCUUCAGACAGAAAAGACGAACAGGAUUACAAAGUUAAAAUUGCUACAACUAGCUUCAAGAAAAACAAUUCUGGAAGCAGACAAGAGGGGUAAGACUAAAUCUGCGGAACUGAUAAUAAUAAUAAUAAUAAUAAUAAUAAUUAAGUUCUUUUCCAUAUUUUCAGUUACUAGUUACUAUUAGUUACUAUUACUAGUGGGGGAGUUUAUGUGAAUUCAUGUAAAUUUAAACCCUGAUUUUAGUAGGACCUACUCCCAUAAGUGAUUGACGACGUGCUGAAGUAAACAAAAUACGGGUUAUGACAGAAUAAUAUUUGCUGUAGGAAAUUGAAAGUUAAUAGUUAACCAAAAUUAGUAGUUAACUGAGAAUUGGCCGAAAAAUUAGUAGUUAAGUGAGAAUUGGGUACUCCCAUUAGCAUCCUCAAGAUAGCCUCCUGUAGCGCUUGCACUCGACGAUUUUGUGAAAAAAUGGGGUAUACCACCAUAGCAUUAAUCGAGAGUUCUGGUUCCAAAGUCCACAAAUCGCGGAUUUCCGGCUUGUUAGUACAUUUGGAAGGCAACGAGAGGUAUAUAUUUAAACACAGUAGCGCAAGGUUGGGAGAAUGAGAGAAUUUAAUGUGAAUCUGUUUUUGAAAAGUAGAUGACACUGAGCGAAUGGCUCGGUGGUAUCUGAGAACUAGAGGAAUACGUGUGGGUGAGUUGGCUAUGGUUCACUGGGUCAUCGCGUCAGUGUGUGACAGGUUGAACACGUUGAAUCCCCUGGUAUAGGAGACCGAGACUGUAAUGUGUAAAGAACAGUUUCGAUAAUCGGUACCAUCAUUGAAGGACACCUUGACGUAGAGAAAGGAGAAAGAUUUGAAUGAGCAUUUUCAUGUACAUUUAAUAGUGGGAUAUUACAACUGUAUCUUGUGGUUGUUCAAAUUAAAAGCAAUUUUCUUUUAAGAUUCUAUCCUUGACGUAGCUGUUUGAAAUCCAGCCACGAAGAAGACGAUAUGAAAUUCGUUGUCUAUGUAGUCAUUCUUAGCGAGCAUUUAAACAACGUGGUAGUCUCCUCUGAAGACACAGACGUCUCCACUAUUUACUGUUCCUGGCGCAUCGCAAUAAGCUGUCAUCAAAGGAACGGAUAUGGGCAGAACUUUGUAGAAGCCAAAUUAUAUACUUUUGCAAGAGAUCUCAGUAAAUCUUCAUCGUAACUUAUCAUGUCCAGGGGCGUAGCCAGCCUAUAGACCAGUAGGCCAGGGCCUACAAAUUUUAAGGUCGAUCAUUCUACCGCUUGUAUAUUAAAUUAUGCGUUGUUGGGAUGAGCUAAAAAAAUUAGGGGCUCAAAGUGGUGGUGAGGUCAGUUGCCACGAUUCAUGUGUACGUCUUUCAGGAUGUGUGGAAAUGAAAGUCAACCAGGCCUACAACUAGUCGAAAAGCUGGCUAUGCCCCUGGCAUUGUUACCAUUCAAUGCCACCACCGGCUGUGACUGCACCUCGUUUAUCUGUGCUGACACCAUCGCAUCUGCAGAUAGGUUUAUUUGUCCGUUAGGUAUGACGGAUCAAGAGAACAACUGGACUUUGCUCGCUCCUUGCUAUUUGCCAAAUUCAAUAACCCAGAGAAACUACGCGCUAUUUGCGAUGCGUUCAAGUAA
This is a messenger RNA of Porites lobata, 4445 nucleotides long. NCBI's taxonomy places the organism in Eukaryota, Metazoa, Cnidaria, Anthozoa, Scleractinia, Poritidae. The record is from the annotation of a GenBank genome assembly.